GGCGACUACGUGAAAGGCGUGGUCGGGUUGGUGAAGGGACUGAGGAAAGUAGGCACGGCUUAUCCGGUGGUAGCGGCGGUUUGGCCGAAUGUCCCGGAAGAGCACCGCCGCUUGCUGGUAGCGCAGGGCUGCCUCGUCCGUGAAAUCGAGCCAUUGUACCCUUCAGACAAGUACAAGUCUCCUUUUGCUCGGGAUUAUUAUGUUGUCAACUACUCUAAGCUCCAAUUUUGGCAGUUUACGGAAUAUAGCAAAAUGAUAUACUUGGACUCGGACAUGCAAGUGUUCCAAAACAUAGAUCAUCUGUUUGAUCUGCCCGACGGAUAUUUAUACGCGGUUCCGGACUGUGUGUGCGAAGAACAUGGGCCACCCUGUCCAAGUACGCUUCCCUGGCCCGAAGUAUUGGGGCCCAGGCCUUCCUUUUAUUUCAAUGGAGGCAUGUUUAUGUUCCAACCCAGCCUUUCCACAUACAAGCAGCUUUUGAAGACUUUCAAAGCCACCCCUCCUACUGCUUUCGCAGAGCAGGAUUUCCUAAACAUGUUCUUCAAAGACAAGUGCAAGCCCCUCCCAUACGUGUACAACAUGUUGGUCAACAUGUUGUGGCGCCAUCCCGACAAAGUCCAGCUCAGCAAAGCCAAAGUCGUUCAUUACUGCGUCGACGGCGCCAAGCCGUGGAGGUACACCGGAAAAGAGGAUCACAUGGACAGAGAGGAGAUGAAGACACUUGUGAGGAAGUGGUGGGAGAUCUACAACGACCGGAGCUUGGACUAUAAUAUCAUCCAUUACAAGCCGCUUAGCCGUGAGCCGAAGAAG
Molecule: messenger RNA, 810 nt
Organism: Cuscuta epithymum
Lineage: Eukaryota; Viridiplantae; Streptophyta; Magnoliopsida; Solanales; Convolvulaceae
Source: the annotation of a GenBank genome assembly